AUGACUUCCACAGACGAUUCAUUACGAGCAUGCUACCUCAAUGAAAUGAUUUUUAGUACCCUUUUACUAUUAUUUACUGUGUGGAGAUAUAAUAAGACUUCUUCUACUAAAAUAAGUUCAUAUAAAUCAAGAUUAAGAAGUGUUGGAUCAUUCUUUAUUACUUCUUCUAUUUUUUCGACAUGUAUGUGUAACAUUAUUAUAUGGUAUUUAAGUGGAUAUAUUAAAUUAGAUAAAUAUAAGUUUGAAAGAGAUGGAUUUAUUAAUCAGACAUUUAAUAUAACUUAUAAAGAUGUACAAAUAAAUUUAUGUACCUUACUAUACGUGGUAUACAUGAUAUCAAAGAUUUUAAGAAUGUCUGCAGUUUUUAUGUUGAUUGGAUUAUGGGGACCUUGUCUACAUUCAUACAUUAAUACAGAGCGAUAUGAUUCUACAUAUAUUAGAUAUAGUAUAUUUGAUAGUAAGAAUCUAUUUAAAACAUCCAUUGUUACUUUUUCUAAACUGUAUUCUGUAUUUAGAAUCCCUGUCUUGAUAUUUUUAUACUUUAAUUUGAAAGAGUUAAAUCCUUCUACAACGGUAUUUUUUGAAUCUUUAUUUCUGAGUGCUGAAAUAUAUUUCUGUCUUGGAUUAUUUUUAGUACUUCAAACUAAACAUAACUUUCUAAUAGGGUACAAAGGAGUAGAUACUAUUAGUCUAUUAAGUAUGUGUUUAGGAAUAUACGGAUUUUUAAAUUACACUAUCAAUAGCCUAACAUUUCCAUUUGUGGUAUCACCGACAAGUCGUCAGGUAGUACAAAGCCUGGUAUUUGGUUUAAGACUUAUUAUUGAUAUUUUAAUAGUAAAUAUGUUCUGUCCGCUCAACGGCCAAGUGUUUGAUGAGGUAGAAAAUAGAAAAGAAAAGGGAAUAGAGUUUACUAGUGAAAGCCGAGAUAUAAUACUUUAUCAAUAA
Vairimorpha ceranae is the source of this 945-nucleotide messenger RNA. RefSeq lists its product as hypothetical. The transcript has a single exon. Bases 1 to 945 code for a protein of 314 amino acids. The record is from RefSeq and is a predicted model, not a curated record. Lineage: Eukaryota; Fungi; Microsporidia; Nosematidae.